UAAUGUAGCACAUUUCAAGAGACUGCACCAACCCUGUUCCUCUUCUUUCUGCUGCAUUUCUGCAGAAGAGCCACCAACAAUGGCACCAGAAAGGCUCCAAUGUCUUAAGAAAUAUAUCGUGCCGAUAUUGUGUGUACAUUUAGUUCUUUUCUCAAGUUUGUGUGGGAUUGCUACCUCACAAACCAUAGUCACCAGUUUACCUGGUUUUGAAGGGGACCUGCCCUUCACACUCGAAACUGGGUAUGUGGGUGUGGGUGACUCAAACACCUCUCAAUUGUUCUACUAUUUUGUUGAGUCGCAGAGAAGCCCUGCCGAAGACCCUCUUAUGCUUUGGUUCACUGGAGGCCCUGGCUGCUCUGUUCUCUCUGCCUUCUUUUAUGAAAGUGGUCCACUAUCUUUCACAUAUGUAGAUUACAAUGGAAGUCUACCCUCACUUCAUUUGAAUCCAUACGCAUGGACACAGGGCCUUAACAUAAUAUAUGUAGAUUCACCUGUUGGCACCGGAUUCUCUUACUCUACAACCCAAGAAGGUUACUAUAUCGAUGACGAAGAUGCCGUGGACCAGAGUGUUCAGUUUCUAAGAAAGUGGCUGAUGGCUCAUCCUCAAUUUUUGAACAAUAUACUCUACAUUGGUGGCGAUUCAUAUUCUGGAAUUCCUCUUCCUAUCAUAGUACAACAGCUUUAUGAUGGUAACAAUGCUGGAGUGGAGCCCUAUCUCAACCUUCGAGGGUAUAUACUUGGAAACCCGAAGACUGACGACUUCAUUGAUGUCAACUCUGUCAACCCCUUUGCACACAGGUUGACACUCAUAUCAGAUGAACUUUAUGAGUCUACCAAAGAGAGCUGCGGCGGUGACUACGUUAAUGUAGAUGAUAACAACACAGUAUGUGUGACAGAUCUUGCAGCUAUUGAUCAGCUGCUUCUUCAAAUUAAUAUUAUGCAUGUCUUGGAACCCAACUGUCAAGUGGCCUUACCAAACAACAGAGAAGAACCAGGAAGAAGAUCAAUCCGAGAACUACCAGAAAAUCUACUCACAGAAUCCACUCCUGCAUUAUGGUGCCGGUACUACAACUAUGUGAUCUUGGGUGUGUGGGCUAAUGACCACGCUGUCCGCAAAGCUCUUAACGUCAGCGAGAACUCCAUUGGUGUUUGGAAGAGGUGUAAUAUGAGCAUAGCUUACACAAAGACUGUCACAAGUAGCGUUGAGUAUCACAAGAAUCUCAGUGACACAAACCUUCGAGCUCUUAUAUACAGUGGUGACCAUGACAUGUCUGUUCCACACAUCGGCACCCAGGAGUGGAUCCGUUAUCUAAAUUUGACAAACAGUGAGAUUUGGCGGCCGUGGUAUGUAGAUGGUCAAGUAGCUGGAUACUCAGAAAAGUUCUCAAACAAUGACUACAGUCUGCAAUAUGCAACUGUAAAGGGUGCGGGUCAUGUGGCUCCCGAGUACAAAGCUAAGGAAUGUUAUGCGAUGAUUGAUCGGUGGCUCGCUUAUUACCCUCUGUGAUCCAUUUUUGCAGCUUGAAGGAUAAAUCUUAUUGUACCCAGGAAUUUUGUUGUCUUGUAUACUAAUAAGUACCAUAUUAUUAGGGGAACUGUGAGAAGAUUGCAUAAUUUGGACUUCAAUAUAGAGGGCAUAUUUUGGUGCAGUAAACAUGUCACACGUAGAAAUGGAGAUGCAUUGAAACCAAAUCUCACAGUCGAUCUGGACCGAUAUGAAACUAAGAAGCUUCGGUGAAUUAUCCGAUGAUAUUUUUAGGGGUGCAGCUAUUGCCACCCUAUUAAUUAUUUUCUUCAUAUUAUUUCUUGUUUAUUGAAAAAUUAUAAUGUCCUGAUAUAGAAUUAUAUCUAGUUAAC
Fragaria vesca subsp. vesca is the source of this 1857-nucleotide messenger RNA. Its product is annotated as serine carboxypeptidase-like 18-like. Gene Ontology annotation, molecular function: acyltransferase activity, transferring groups other than amino-acyl groups; serine-type carboxypeptidase activity. The record is from RefSeq and is a predicted model, not a curated record. Lineage: Eukaryota; Viridiplantae; Streptophyta; Magnoliopsida; Rosales; Rosaceae. The transcript is spliced from 14 exons. Gene Ontology annotation, biological process: secondary metabolic process; proteolysis. Bases 80 to 1507 code for a protein of 475 amino acids.